AUGUCUGUUAUGGAACCUGCAGAUUCGGGAGGCGGUGCUUCAAAAAAGAAUCUGCAGGUCAAUAUUUUUUAAAUUCUGACGUGACUGUCCACAAUACUAUUUCAUUUCUUUAUUGAAUUGUUUAGGUGAUGCCGAAUGUUACUGAAAUUGGAUCAUGGGCCCUGAUGAUGGCGGAAGAAGAGGUAUUUUUGUUUUUUGUUCAUUUAUUUAUUUUUUGCCUUUUUGACUUUUUGAAAACCCUGUGAUUUAAAAGAAACGCUUAAUUUCGUUUGAUAUUUUUGGAUGUCAAUAAAUUGAUUUUAUUGUCACGAAAAAAGGGAGACUUCUUUUUCAAAAAUUACGGUCCGUUUUUUUAUACGCCUUGGAAUCAAAAAUAGGAAAUAGAUCUGAAUGAUUCUGAUGAGAUACAUUUAGUUAACCACAACACAAGGUUCGUGUGAAGACGUGUCAUCAUCUCAAGACGUUACCGAUGGACGAGAAGGAUCUACGGAGAAGAAAAAGAAAAUUCCCGACUCUCCUCCUUUUCUUGCCCAGGUUUAAUUUUGCCAAUAAUUUCUAGAGACAAAUAAAAGAACAAUUUUUUAGAAACUUUUUGCAGGUCGCUAACAUCUCAGUAACCCACGACGAAGAGGAGCUCUUGUAUUAUUUUGGAGGAGAAGAAGAGGUACUUGAUAGUUUUGAAAAGAAUUGUACGAUCCCCUAGAGAGAAAAGUUUUAGUAUUGAGAAAAAGGAUCAAAAAUGUUUGAUAUUCCAGUUUUGCUUUUAUUGUGCUAUUUCAUCAGUGCGAUAAAAUAUUUCAAGUUCAACAUUUAUCUGAAUGAAGAUAAUGUCCCUUAUUAGUGUCGUACAUGGGAAGUAUUUUUAGAAAAAGGAAAAAAAUGAGAGUUUUUUUCAUAUAUUUUAUAUUCGAAUCGCUUUAUUUCAAUAAAUUUCAGGUUUUUUUAAAUUUGAGCGCAUUCAGCGAUUUUUUUAUUUACAAACGAAUGGAAAAAAGAAAGAUUUUUUUAUUGAGUUAUUUUUUUGUUUAGGUGAAGAGCCUGGAGAUGAGGCAAGCCAAAGGCAACGCCACCUUUGAAUUCCACACCCAAAACGGCUUACUGAUGGCUCUGCAAAAGCACGGCGAGGAGUUUCAGGGCAGAACGCUCCAUGUCCGUUUUUCUGUCAAUUUUGUAGCAAAACUUCGGGUUUUUUUUUUCUAAAAAUUACUUUUUGUAGGUUUACGUGCAGAGAGAAGAACAUUCGCGUCCUGCAAGAGUGUCGGAAGCGCGAUUUUCGUCGAAUCGCGACUCGGUAGGCAGUCGCGACGAUCGUCACGGAUACAAUCGCAACAACAGUCGCUACAACAGCCAGAACAGUCUCAACGACGGUCGCCAUGGAGGGUAAUGUUUAUGUGAAAGAAAAAUAUAGCGCAUCCUUCUUUGGAUGCCGUCAAAAACAAAACCAACGAAGUUUGGGCCUCUACUAUCUGUGCGCUGUUUUUUUUUGUUCUGCCAGCACGCUCGAAAUUAUAACGAACCUUCAAUUAAUGAUCAAAAUCAACUUUAACUCGGCUCUAUGUGAAUUGAAUCUCUCAUUUUCGACAUCAACCGAAGUCUUUCUGAAGUUUUAUUCAGAUUUUCUUCAUUUUAUCUUUCUUAUUAAGAUACUUGAGAAUGAAAAUUAAUUACAGAGCUGUAGAAAUCAGCUUUUUAACGAAUUUUUUUAACGGAAAAAAAGUUGAAAAACAUGAAGAAACGCGUGCGUCAAAGAAUAAUUUAGAAAAAAAAUUCAUCAUAAAGUUAUCAAUGCCGAAAUCUAUCGAAUUCAUCGAUGAGUUUUUUUGCAGACAUUACCAUCAACGGGAUUAUCGCGACAAUCGCGGCCCGCAGAACAACUACAACACGAUGCCGGCGAAUUUCCGUCGUGGUGAGUUUUCAGACGUUCCUAGAAAAAUGAAUAGCCUGAUUCCCGUUAGAUAUUGUGUUUAACAAGUUUAUAUUGUAGGAAAUUAAAUAGGUCCACUUUUUCGAAGAUAUUUUGCUGAAACUAGGAAAGACGUUCGAUUUGGCAAACUUUCAUUAGAUUUUGAGUGGAGUCAUUUUUUGAUUGUUUGAUGCAGUGUACCUAAUUUAUUGAACUGGAACAUUUUUGAAAAAAACUAUGGUUUUAUUGAAAUCCGACUCUCAAUGAAAACAUGUUUCCUCUCCAAAAUAAUUAGUUAUAGGAUUUUAAAUCAGAUUUUUUUAGGCGGCGGUUACAACAUGCACGACCGCGAUGGCGGAUAUUCUGGACGCAGCAGUUUCCGAAAACCCUUCUUCGUAUGUAUUCACUCGAGAACUCUGCCAAAAGUGUAGAUCUUCAGCCAAACAACUACGGGAACGACUAUGGCGAUCGUGGAGGUUUCGUCGGGGAGCUCCAACGCAGCGAAAGUUAUCAUUACGAACACCAGAAUCAAGAACAACGUCCUGCGCCAAUUAGGUUCGUCACCGUCAAUUGUCAUUUCAAAAAAGAAUUUCAGUUUUCAAGGUUUUUUUUUUUGAAACUUUUGAAAUCGGACAGAUAGGAAUCUUUCCUCAAAGUCAUGUUCAUUAUUAUGUAAGCCUGAUAUGAAAAUGACGAGAUUAUACAUACUUGUUCAGUUCAACGCCUUUUUUUUUGAUUAUUUUUAAAUUAGCCUAAUAUUUGAGAUUUUUUAUUUGGACUUAAUCAAAGAAACUAAACGAAAAGACAGUCAGGAUAAGCAUUUGCAGUAUUUAGAUCAUCCGGGUGAUCAUGCGAGACGAGGAUUAGAGAUAGUGGUUCCUGAGUUUAUUUUCUAUCAUUAUCUCGAGAACGAAAAGUUUACCCAGAUAGCAACCACACACAUUCGAUUAGCAGUCUAUCCAAGAGUAUUCAGGAAAAUUUAUAGAAAUUUCCAAAUCCUACGCUGGAAGGUCUCCCUAUGUUAGCAGUGAUUUUUGAAGUUUGUAUUUUCGACGGCUUUAGUGCCCGCUCUCGAACUGAGUCGACGCAAAUGGAAAGGGACAACUACUCUCGAGCAAGCUCCCGAUUAUCUGUCAACGAAGCGCCGCGGGUAGGACGGUUUCUCGAAUCAUUUGCUAUAUCUUUCCAGGUGCCGGCUGUGAAGAAACCGAGCAAUCGUGACAUUUUUGGCGAUGCAAAGCCCGUCGACACUCAAGCCAAACUGCGAGAGCUCGAGGAGAAGCAGAAGAAACGCGAGCAGGAAGUUUGUUCAGUUCUCCAUCUGAGCAUAUCAUUUUUUGAAAAUCUCAUUGUUUUUAUCAAUCAAAUUAUGGAGCAGAACGAUCUAUCGAAUGGUAGAAAACUUCAGAAAAAGUAGUUUAGCGUCGUGUCAGGUUUUGAAAUCAUGAACACCUAGGGAAUACGUAGAUUAAAGCGGACGAGCGUUGGUCAAGUCGUCUGCCUUCGAAGCUUUGCGUAUCCUCCUUUUGAACUCACAAAAAGAAAAAAAAAACACUUUUGUUACUUUUGGAUUCCGCUGUAUCCGUUAUGUUUAUUGAUAUCUAAAGAACAUGGUUAAACAUUGGGAUGAAAAAAUGAGAGUCACUUGGUAGAACGCCUGUUUCUGAAUACUAUAAAGGAAUAUCUCAUGAAUAAUAAUUUUUAUUUUAUUUCUAAACCUCGUUAAUACUCUUUACACGUGUGUAAAAAGUCUCAGCUUUUUCCUUAUCAUUCUAUCAGUUGCACAAAGAAAAUUCCAGGAACUGGAAAAACAAAAAGAAGCACAAAGGCUAGCCGCUGAACAACAACAUUCCCUGCCUCUUGAACAUCACGAACAUCCCAAUUAUUCUGAUCGUAGAUCCCACGACAUGGUAACGUUUUCCUUGUGAAAGUUUCACAAAAGUUUCAAAUCCAGCCGCCCAAUGACUACAACCAACAGCAGCACCAUGUCGGCUAUAACAAGCAGCGAUAUGACGGCGCUCCUGGGAGCGUUUCGUUAGUGUUUAAAAAACAUUUCCGCUCUAAAAUGUGCCUUUGAUAGGAUCAAAAAGAGGCCGUCAGUGGAAGUUGAAAAUGGAGUUUCCAAUAGUUCACGCGAUAGCUUCGACCGCACCUCAGGCAGUCAUCCGAUGGAUCCGGCUCAUAGACCUCCUAUCGCCCCGCCUGUCGUCGAAAAAGUCUGGAUUUGCGUGUACCAAGAGUACACAUAUAAUUUAGCGCACACGAAUAACUUUUUUUUUCAAUCUGAUUUCAGGCGAUUGAGUUGAAAAUUUUUUCUUUAAGCUCUAAAGAAAGAGAAAAAUACUUUUUACAAGCUUUGCAAACGAUCAACCUUAAAAAAAUUUUUUUUUGUUAGAAAUUGAAAGUCUUAGAAGUUAUAGAGAAUCCCGCAACAAUAAAGUGUUACAUAUUUUUUUGCGCCAGUUAGUUCUUUCGAAUAAAGGCGUGACUAUAAAUAUUUUCUAUAUUUGAAUAUUUUGAAACCCAAGUUUCUUAAGAUUUACUCGUAAUUCAACUUAUGUCAGGUUUUGUCCUUCUGCAAAGAAGGGAAGUCGAAAAUAGAAUUGAGCCAAACUUUAUCGGAAAUGUAGAAAAAUAAAGCGGGAGAACAUCUAUAAGGAAUGAAUGAACGUGAAUAUGAUAUUGUAUAUUGCACUAACGAUGAUCAAACAGAAGUCAGUUGAAAAUCAAUCGGAAGCUACUUUUGCAGUCUGUCGUGUCGGAAUUGCCUCCGUUGCCGGCCUCGGCGUCGUCAUCAGGCCAUCGGAAGUCGACACCGUCAGCGUCCAAAGAUUCUAUUGGACACAGCCACCAGAAGAAGCAUGUUCGACCCAGUCCCACAGUCUACGCACCUCAUCGCGGAGGGACCGCGCCUCUCCAGAAGAGCGCCACGAUGGGACAAAUCGGCGAGAGACGGGAGAGAGCAGCCGGAGACGCGGCUCCUGUCGAGGAGUUCGACCAGACUCGCUCCACACAAGACACCGCAAAGAGCAGGUUUGCUUAAUUUUAAAAACAUACGUGAAUAAUCCCAAAAAACAAAAAGUUAUACUCGUGAUGUAAUUUGAGUGAAAAUGGGAAUCAGCUUAAUAUUUCUUUUUGGCUACAAAUCUAAUAUAACGCACGGAAGUACCAAGUUUUAGGGGCAGUUCUAAGGCAAAGCGGGCGACUUUUGGUGCGAAAGUUCCUUACCAAAACAAAGGAGACCGGCGGUCCAGCUUUUCUGGUAGCGAGAAGAACGUAGGCUACUGGGAUCAGACGCCGACGGAUAAAGUCAGAGACCGGAAAGGCUCACAAUCGGAUCGGUCCGAGAAAAAGGCAUUUGUCUGGCGUUUUUGUCUUUGUUCACGCCUCUUUCCAGGAGCAUCAUGGUUCGCAAGCGUCCCUGCGAAGUGGUCAGAACUAUGUCGGAGGUCGAGGUCGCGGCAGGGGAAGAGGUCGAGGAGGACCCGACCACCACGGCAAGCACCACCCUCCGCGUACCAAUGUCCACACAGAAGCAGAGGUUGGCGACACUGAAAAAUGAGAAAUAUCAAAGUUUGAUAGACUUGAAUGAUUAACUUUAGUCGCAAGCAAAAGUUUUCCUUAUAGAAAGUCAUUGUUCAUUCUUUAACAGAGUUCAUGCUUUAAUAGCUUUUCAAGAACAAAUGGGAUUUUUUUAAAGAUUGAAAUUUCUAAUUUUUUUGACCAGUUUAGCUCAAAAAAUUCGAAAGAAACGAAUGAGGAUUGAAGAAAAAUUAUCGUUGCUUUGCGAUAAUGAAACGUUAAUAUUUUACUACAACCAACUGAAAACUUAGUGUAUUCGAGGAAUUUUAUUAUUCCAGUGUUUCACAUUUUGAAUACGAUUCCAUUCGAGGAUUUUUCAGUCGAAGCCUGCCGAAGCAGUAAAUGUCGAAGCAACGCAGAAACUCGUCACAGAGACGAAGGAAGUGGCAACGAAGGAGGUUGAGGCUUCCGAAUCUGCGGCUGCUGUGAUCACGCCAUCGGAAGCAGGCAAGAAGAAGGACAAGAAGAAAGAGAAAAAAGUUGAGUUUUGGCCUUAGAUCCAAAUUAAGUGGGAGGUUUGAAGAAAGACAAGGACUCGAAAGGCGGUAAACAUCUGGCCGGUAAUAAGUUCGCGGCGCUGCUCGAUAUCGAGUGA
Caenorhabditis auriculariae is the source of this 6080-nucleotide messenger RNA. The record is from the annotation of a GenBank genome assembly. Lineage: Eukaryota; Metazoa; Nematoda; Chromadorea; Rhabditida; Rhabditidae.